AUGAAGCCGGCGCGGCUGCUGCUGCUGCUGAGCGGGUGCGCGCUGCUGCUGGCGCCGGCCGUGCGCGGCUGCGGGCCGGGCAGGGUGGUGGGCAGCCGCCGCCGCCCGCCCCGCAAGCUCAUCCCGCUCGCCUACAAGCAGUUCAGCCCCAACGUCCCCGAGAAGACGCUGGGGGCUAGCGGCCGCUACGAGGGCAAGAUCGCGCGUAACUCGGAGCGCUUCAAGGAGCUGACGCCCAACUACAACCCCGACAUCAUCUUCAAGGACGAGGAGAACACUGGCGCCGACCGGCUUAUGACCCAGCGCUGCAAGGACCGCUUGAACUCCCUGGCCAUCUCUGUCAUGAAUCAGUGGCCAGGGGUGAAGCUGAGGGUGACGGAGGGCUGGGAUGAGGAUGGGCACCACUCAGAAGAGUCCCUACAUUAUGAGGGCCGAGCUGUGGACAUCACAACCUCAGACAGGGACCGCAACAAGUAUGGCAUGCUGGCUCGCCUGGCUGUGGAAGCUGGCUUCGACUGGGUCUACUACGAGUCCAAGGCACACAUCCACUGCUCCGUCAAGUCAGAGCACUCAGCCGCUGCGAAGACGGGGGGCUGCUUUCCCGGGCGGGCACUGGCAACGCUGGAGGACGGUGCCCAGACGCCACUGUGGGCACUGCGCCCAGGCCAGCGAGUGCUGGCAAUGGACGGGGCAGGCAGGCCCACCUACAGUGACUUCUUGGCUUUCCUGGACAAGGAGCCCCGUGCCCUCACCACCUUCCACGUCAUCGAGACACAGGAGCCACCGCGGCGCCUGGUCCUGACGCCCACCCACCUGCUCUUCGUCGCAGAGAACGCCUCGGCGCCCACCGCCCACUUCCGUCCCAUCUUUGCCAGCCUUGUUCACCCGGGACAUUUCGUGCUGGUGGUGGCUGAGGGGGGCAGCUUGCAGCCUGCUGAAGUGGUGCGGGUGUGGGACCGGAGGGAUGUGGGAGCUUAUGCCCCGCUGACACGCCAUGGGACACUGGUGGUGGACGGCGUGGUGGCCUCGUGCUUUGCUCUGGUGCAGGAGCAACAGCUGGCACAGCUGGCAUUCUGGCCACUCCGGCUCUACCACAGCCUGGUGGGGUGGCCAGGGGUGCAGGGGGAUGGUGUGCACUGGUACUCAGGGCUGCUCUACCGCCUGGGGAGGCUGCUCCUGCCUCCUGACAGCUUCCACCCACUGGGGAUAUCCCAAGCGGAGAGCUGAGGGUGCAGCACAGCCCCAGCCAGCACAGCUGGUGGAGGUGGUGGCUGCAGGGUGACUCGCUGGGGGCCAGCACCCCCUCCCAAAGCUGGGUGCCCAUGGGGAGCUGCCUCCAGCCCUGUCUGCUUGGGGUACAGCCACCUCCUGGUUGGGAGCACCAAAGCUCCAUGGUGUGCCUCCUCCAUGUUCACCACCCCCUCCUCAUCCCCUGUUCCUGGGGAUGGGAGGGAGGCAUGAAGGGUUUUCCCCUGGGACAGGAGGUCGCCCCCGGCUGGAUCUACAUGCUGCUAUGUGUGUGUGUGUGCAAUGUAUGUGUGUGUGUGUGUGUGUGUGCCGAAUUAGCUGAUGGAGGUCUGAUAGGUGAGUGGGAGGCAGAAGAAGAGAGUGCCCUGGCUGCUCCACUGGGGCUCCUAGCCUGUCUUCACCCAGUGGGGAGGUUUUGGGAGAGGAGCCCAGGGCCCUUUGCUAGGCAGCCUGGGUGGGAAGGCAGGCAAUGCUAUUUCCAGCCCUGGGACAUGGCAGCUGGGAGGAGGGUGACCCAGGUACUGGGACUGUGCCUUGUCCUUAGCCCAGGUGCAGGGGCACCCAAAACAAGCAGGGGUGGGAGGUCUAGCACAGCUCUGGCAUGAGACCUCCAACUUGGUGACACAAGUGCCACUGGAGUGAUAGACUGGGGAGUGAGGUGCCCAGCUCUGCCCAAAGCCAGCACCAGAACCACCCAGCUGGGCAUCCUGUAGGGCUGCUGUGACAGCAUGGGGUGCUCUGGCUGGCAAUAGGGGCUGUGGAGGCAGACACAUGGGCAGAAGGGUGCAAAUGCCAGCCAGGCAUAGACACACUGGUAGGAUCAGGGGUAGAGGCAGAAAACCUUCCCAGCAUCUGGCUUAGAACUGGCUCAGCCCAAAAGUCUUUCCCCACCCCAAGGCUAAAAACACUCCUCAAGCUUCAGACCCUGGCUGGCUUGACCUCCCCAAACCCCCAGUACUCCAAACCCUCAGGUUAAUUCGUUGCUGCUCACCCACUCCUGGGACCUGGGAAGAGUCCCAUCAGAGCUGCAGCCACAGUUCCCCCACUCCAAAUCCUAGCUAGAUAUCCACUAGAUAAGUGGAGGGGAGAGGGCUGAGGGAGGCUGUAACCCGUGUCCCCCCUGUAGCAUCACGCGUCUUUAUUUAUUUAUCUGCUCUUUGUAUGUACCAUAGAUGGGAGGCAGUGUGGGCGCGUGCAGGGUGAGACAGAAGUGUAGGGCAGGGGUGGGAAAUCGUUUGGUUGGGGGGCUGAUUUUUUUUUUUUUAACAAAAAGCAGAAAUUAUUUAAAGAUUAUUUUAAAGCACAGCUUUUAUGGUGAUUGUUGUCCAGGAUGAAGUGAGGGAGCGCGAGCGUGGCCGAUGGCAGGUGUAUUUUUGUCUCUUCACUGGAUGUACCUCUCCUGGUUGGGGACACAGCCCAAUAAAUCCAUUGUCUCCCUGGCA
This is a messenger RNA of Sturnus vulgaris (Common starling), 2690 nucleotides long. RefSeq names its product Indian hedgehog signaling molecule (gene IHH). NCBI's taxonomy places the organism in Eukaryota, Metazoa, Chordata, Aves, Passeriformes, Sturnidae. Gene Ontology annotation, biological process: smoothened signaling pathway; cell-cell signaling; regulation of gene expression. The record is from RefSeq and is a predicted model, not a curated record. Gene Ontology annotation, molecular function: patched binding; calcium ion binding.